AUGGUAAACCCAAAAAAGAAGGACUGCAAACGUGUUCUCGCAAAUUGGACUUGCUCGUCUGACAGUUGUCAAAAUGAAUGGACUGGUUCGACUUGGAUUUUAAAUGGAAAGAACCAAGAAGGAACUUAUAAAGACCUGGUCAAAGGCGACUAUAUCGAACAAAAGUGUAGAACCUGCGAUAAUAAAUACAACGAGCUGACCAGUUAUGGGCCUUACUUCUUCGAACGUUUAAUAUAUGAAGAUGAAGAAAUGAAAAAAUGGUAUCGUGUUUUUGGAGAAUGGGACUGCAACCGCGAUACAUGCACGAAAAAGUGGACCAGCUCUUAUACGUGGGUUUUGCUCCAAAAAUAUCUGGAUGGCGUUCUCGCGUCAGAUCUGAACCGUGGUGAUUAUUUUAUGCAGUAUUGUAAGGAUUGUAAUAAUGUUAACAAUAAACUGAAUGAGGUUAAUAGUGAUAUCAAAACAGAAAGUGGAAUAGUGACUUUUUUCGAUAAUAACUGUGGACAAUUUAAGGUCAUUGAGACCACGCUGACGAAAUUAUAUGUAGACGAGUGUUGGUAG
Molecule: messenger RNA, 561 nt
Organism: Funneliformis caledonium
Lineage: Eukaryota; Fungi; Glomeromycota; Glomeromycetes; Glomerales; Glomeraceae
Source: the annotation of a GenBank genome assembly